Molecule: messenger RNA, 801 nt
Organism: Guillardia theta CCMP2712
Lineage: Eukaryota; Cryptophyceae; Pyrenomonadales; Geminigeraceae
Exons: 6
Coding region: 114-611 (165 amino acids)
Source: RefSeq, a predicted model, not a curated record
UGCGCAGCACAAGACCAAGAGAUAUUCCUGAAAAUAUGCGAAGAACGAAGAAGACGCUUGGGCACGAUAGGGAGUAAAGAGUCUCAAAAUGCAAUGGGCAAGAAGUCAGAGUCAUGGAGAGAUCUCCAGCCAGCGCUGCAACAGCCGGAGACAGCAUAUCUUCAAGAACUGAACCCGUUAAUCGAGACAUUCCUCCAGAGCAACUCCAAAGAAUCAAGCAAAACCUUUUGGAAUGCAAGACAUCAAACCAUGCUGCACGUCGAGGUUCUCGGGGCGAGGAACCAGGCAACACCAUCAUCCGAGGACUGAUCACACAGCCAGGAGGGUGGCGCCUGGAAGGAUACAAAAACAUCGAGCAAUUCCUCCCCAUGAGAUUGGCAAGAGAUCUAGAAGAUGAAACCCACACGGCAACCUUCUUUGCAGUCAACGGAUGUACCAUGAACGGAACCUGUGCAAGAGCUGAAUGUCAAACAAAAGGACGACUGAUCCCGUUAUAUGACAAAAGCCAGAAAAACGAAGAAGCAUCAAUCCUCUUCUUCCGCUGGAGCCAGGCGAGAUCCAAGUAUGGAUUCAAAAACUGGCCAACCGGAAAGCAGCAGGCAUGGAUUUGAUUUCAAACGAGAUUCUGAAAGCUCUGCCUGACAGUGCAAAGGAGGAAAUAGGCAAGACAAUCAGCCGAGCCUUGAUCGGAGACAAGCAAACACUAAAGAUGCUCGCGAGAGUUAGGCUAUAUGCGUCCUCUCCUCGAUAACGAGGAUCUUCCAGGCAGUCAUAGCGCACAGACUCGACUUUGCAAACUUC